UCCCCACAAGCAGUGAUGACAGCAAACUGAGAUGACCUGUUCCCCUGGACAUCUGAGACACCCACCCAGGGUCACCCCCUAAAAAAGCCCCAAGCCCAGUAUAUACUGACCACUGGCUACCCCGGUGCUUCUCACCGUCAUUACCAUCGUUUAUCCUCAGGCUGACCCCAGGCAGCCAUCACUCCCAUUUUACAGACAAGAGACGGAGGCUCCAGGAGGCGGAGUGACUGCCCAGGGUCACUCGGUUUGUGAAUGGCCUUGGAACCCAGGUCCACCUGACUCUUAGGACCCUAGGAGAUCUGAGGCCAAACUCCGACCACCACCAGGAGCGGAGACGAUGGCCUCGAAGCCUGAGAAGAGGGUCGCCUCGUCUGUCUUCAUCACGCUGGCACCCCCGCGUCGGGAUGAGGCUGUGGCCGAGGAGGUGAGGCGGGCAGCUUGCGAGGCCCGGCCUGGCCGCUCCCGGGAGCCCCCUGCUCCCACCAAGGCACCCAGGGCUGGCUCGGCAGGGAGGCCCAGCCUUUGGACUCCACCUGCCAAGGCCGCAGCCCCAGGGCCAGCUGUUCCAUCUCAGUUCUCCAAUGGAGGGUGUUCUCCCCCUCCUCCUACCCUGGAUGGCGAGGACGCACUCCCGGACCUGGACCUCCUCCCACCUCCGCCGCCGUCCCCUGAUGAGGAGCCCCCUGCCCCGACGGGGGCCUCCCUCAUUUCGGACUUAGAGCAGCUGCACCUGCCCCCACCCCCGCCCCCACCACAGUCCCUGGAAGAGAGGCCUCCACUCCAGCCUCGGCCCAGUCCCCCCAGGCCCUCGGAAGAGCUGCCGCCUCCCCCAGAAGAGCCUGUUGGCUUCCACGAGAGAGAGGCAUCCACAGACGUCUGUGCCUUCUGCCACAAGACCGUGUCCCCCCGAGAGCUGGCCGUGGAAGCCAUGAAGAGGCAAUACCACGCCCGGUGCUUUACGUGCCGCACCUGUCGCCGCCAGUUGGCCGGGCAGAGCUUCUACCAGAAGGACGGGCGGCCCCUCUGUGAAUCCUGCUACCAGGACACUCUGGAGAAGUGUGGCAAGUGUGGCGAGGUGGUCCGGGAACACAUCAUCAGGGCCCUGGGCCAGGCCUUCCACCCCACCUGCUUCACCUGUGUAACCUGUGCCCGGUGCAUUGGCGACGAGAGCUUUGCCCUGGACAACCAGAAUGAAGUGUACUGCCUGGACGACUUCUAUAGGAAAUUCGCCCCUGUGUGCAGCAUCUGUGAGAACCCCAUCAUCCCUCGAGACGGGAAGGAUGCCUUCAAAAUCGAGUGCAUGGGGAGGAACUUCCAUGAAAAUUGCUACAGGUGCGAGGACUGCAGGACCCUCCUGUCUGUGGAGCCCACAGACCAAGGCUGCUACCCGCUGAACAACCGUCUCUUCUGCAAGCCGUGCCACGUGGAGCGGAGUGCUGCAGGGUGCUGCUGAGGACCCCCACUGGGCCCUGGGGCCGUGAGCUGCCCACUAGCCCUGGACUGGGGGCGGGGGGGGAGGACCUUUCCCGACUCGGUUUGCCUUUCUGACCCACUUUUGCACACUCUCCUUCUGAGCCAUGGCCGGGGCCAGCCUGCAGCUCUGCCCACCAUGUCCGGGACGUGAGGGGCUGAGCCACCCCAGCCCCACCCCCCUCCCAGCUCAAAGGCUGGUGGCCAGUGCCCCUCAGACUUCCCACUCCUCCUUCUGCCCUCUGGGCUCUGGAAGGCUUCCAUACUUUGAACAUCAUGUCCAGGUUUCCCAUCUCCUAGGGUCGUGCCCCUCUCGAGCACUGGCCUUGACCCCCAUUUCCAUGGGUGAGUUGGGGUGAGUCUUUAGAUGACACCCUGUAGCUGUCCAGUAGGGGGCGUAAGACCAGCUCUGGCUUGCCGGACUGAGCUGUUUGAGUAGAACUCCAGGGUCCUCCUUUAACAGCCCUUUUUUAAAAAUUUUGAGAUUUAUAUGAUGAGAAACAUUCUUUGGAUUUGGGGCGAGGUGGGGAUCUUAAUAGGAAAUGUUUCAUAAAUGUACAAGAAUGUGA
This is a messenger RNA of Neofelis nebulosa (Clouded leopard), 2039 nucleotides long. It is a transcript of the gene FBLIM1, whose product is annotated as filamin binding LIM protein 1. The transcript has 8 exons. The record is from RefSeq and is a predicted model, not a curated record. Gene Ontology annotation, molecular function: filamin binding. Gene Ontology annotation, biological process: cell-cell adhesion. Lineage: Eukaryota; Metazoa; Chordata; Mammalia; Carnivora; Felidae. Gene Ontology annotation, cellular component: stress fiber; focal adhesion. Bases 338 to 1453 code for a protein of 371 amino acids.